UCAUUUCUUUCCCCAAAAAAAAAAAAAAACACUAGAAAUCUAGCUAGCUUGAAAUAUUAAGAAAUAUGGCCAUGACAUUGAACAUGCUACCAGAAGAUUGUGUUUCAACAAUUGUAUCUUUAACAUCUCCACCGGAUGCAUGUAGAUUAAUGCUUGCUUCUUCUACGUUGCAUUCGUCUAUUGAAUCCGAUUUAGUUUGGGCACGAUUCUUGCCAUCGGAUCUUUCUCGGAUUCUUGAAAGAUCACAAACUCAAUUAAUCAACUUUUCUUCUAGAAAAGAAUUGUAUUUUCAGCUUUGUGAUUCCAUUCUCAUUGAUGGUGGGCUUAGGAGUUUUUCACUAAACAAAGUUAGUGGGAAAAAAUGUUGUGUUUUAUCAGCAAAGACACUUUCCAUAUCCUUAAGCAAUGAACCAAAUCAUUGGACAUGGACUACCCAUUCUACAUCAAGAUUUUCCAAUGUGAUCGAGCUUAAAUCUGCAUCUAACAUAGAAAUCGAAGGAAGAAUAAACACCAAUGAUUUAUCUCCAAACACGACAUAUGGUUCUUAUCUCAUUAUCAACGUUUCUAAUCGUGCAUUCGGGUUGGAUUCUAUCGCAUGUGAGAUAUCAGUCUCAAAGAACGAAUGCUCAACUAAAAACACGGCUUAUUUAACCCCUCUAGAUAACAAAAAGCAACAAUUUGAAUCAUUGUUUUUUAUGAACCGGAGGAGAAUGAUGGAGAAACGGGUGGUGGUCGAGGGAGAAGGCCGUCGUCCGAGCAAGAGAGAGGAUGGAUGGAUCGAAAUUGAACUUGGUGAAUUCUUUGUUGGAAAUAAAAGUGAAGAGGUUAAAAUGAGUUUAAUGGAAGUUAAGGGUCAUCAACUAAAAGGAGGACUUAUCAUUGAAGGAAUUGAAGUUAGGCCUAAACACUAAAAACAAUUAGUUUACUAAUUAAAUACCAGUAUUCAUAAUCUUUAUUCUUUAAACUUUUAUUCAAAAAAACUUUAUUCUUUAAACUAACUCAAACAUUGUUUGUUAACAAAUUAUAAAAGCAUAUCAAAUAUUGUUGA
Molecule: messenger RNA, 1048 nt
Organism: Erigeron canadensis
Lineage: Eukaryota; Viridiplantae; Streptophyta; Magnoliopsida; Asterales; Asteraceae
Product: F-box protein PP2-B15-like
Exons: 3
Coding region: 66-911 (281 amino acids)
Molecular function (GO): protein binding
Source: RefSeq, a predicted model, not a curated record